AUGUCUGCAACGACGACCACUCAGACUUCGCUCUCUACCACCCUCUCGGGUGCCCAAGAUUCUGCCUAUGUCCCCCGGGGCCCCGUGCACACAAAGUUGAACUUUUUCAGAGAACCUGAAGAUGGCUCCAAGCCCUACAAUUUUGUGGAGAAACAGCCCGAAGGCAAACCGCAGCGAAACUUCGGAGAGACUGUGGUUGAAGUCCAGAUGAAUGACAUCCGCGGCCGAGAAAACGAAUUCAAUCUGGACAAAGACGCUUUCCAAGCCAUUAAGGGUGUCCCAUCAAAAGAGACGGAUUUCGUCGAUGAUGAACAUAUCAAGAAGGUCUACUACCCGGAGGUAGAGAAACUGCUGCUGGAGCAGGUUCCCGGUGCACACAAAGUCACCAUUUUCGACCACACAAUCCGUCGGUCGAACCCUGAGGCUCCUCGUGCCCCAGUCACCAGAGUGCAUGUUGACCAGACGGCGCGGUCGACCGAGUGGCGCGUGAGGCUCCACAACCCGGAAGAAGCAGAUGAGCUUCUAAAGGGCCGCUACCGCAUCAUCAACGUGUGGCGACCCAUCAACGGCACCGUCCAGGCGCAUCCUCUCGGCUUUGCGUCUGCCGACACCGUCGACGACAACGACCUCAUCCCCGUGGAGCAUAGAUAUCCUCAUCGGACGGGCGAGACGGCCGCCGUGCGGUACAACGAGAACCAGAAGUUCUAUUACUGGUCGGGCAUGGACAACGACGAGAGGUUGUUCUUGAAGUGCUAUGACAGCAAAGAGGGCGUUGGUCGACGAGUUCCUCACACGGCGUUCGUGGAUCCGAGAACACCUGUUGGAGCAAAGGGCCGGGAGAGCAUUGAGGUCCGCGCAUUGGUUUACGGUUAG
Fonsecaea erecta is the source of this 873-nucleotide messenger RNA. RefSeq lists its product as hypothetical. The transcript has a single exon. NCBI's taxonomy places the organism in Eukaryota, Fungi, Ascomycota, Eurotiomycetes, Chaetothyriales, Herpotrichiellaceae. The coding region runs from base 1 to 873 and encodes 290 amino acids. The record is from RefSeq and is a predicted model, not a curated record. Gene Ontology annotation, molecular function: oxidoreductase activity.